AUGCGCCCCGACAGCCCCAUCAAGCCGCUUGGCAGCAGCGAAAAGGCCGACUACGGCUUCGCAGCCGCGCUGCUCGGCCACCCAUCGCCCUCGAAAAAGCCGAACAGCGCCCUGCCGCAGACGCCAUUGACGUCGCCGUCCAAGUCGAGCGCGUACGGUAGUACCAGUGGCAGCCCGUCGAAGCAGACCAACCACUCGCCGAGAGCACGACCGCCAGAACCCGUCUACAUCUCUUCCAAGGAUUUUGGCCCGAGCGCCGAAGACGGCGCCGCGACCGAGGAUGCGCCCGAGGCGCCCGAUGCGUCCGCCGAGUCUGCGGCAGCGAAAGACAAUGCUGCCAAGCGAGCCGAGCGCAAGAGCAAAACGGAAGCUAUCUCCGCCAUUGCGAGUGCUGACGCCGACGUCAAGCCCGCGUCCACCAACCACCCGGCCCGCAAAGCCGUCAGGCAGCAGCCCGCCCCUCCGCUCAAGUUCAACUACUCGAACAUCGAUGCGAGCUCGAGCAGCGACGACCCGGGCAUCCCUACGGGGUCCAGCACCCCGCGCCAGCCUCCGAAGCGCCUGCGCCCGCGCCUGUUUGGCCUCGAGGAGGUGCCCACCUUCUACCCGACGCCGGAAGAGUUCAGCGAUCCGAUGCGCUACAUCGAGGCGAUCGGCAAAAAGGGUGCCGAGUACGGCAUCGUCAAGGUGGUGCCGCCGGUCGGCUGGAACCCGGAAUGCGUGCUGGACGAGGAGACGUUCCGCUUCCGGACGCGCGUGCAGCAGCUCAACGAGCUGACCGCCGACGCGCGUGCGUCGCAAAACUACCUCGAGCAGCUCGACAAGUUCCACGCCCAGCAGGGCCUCAAGCGCGUCACGAUCCCCGUCAUCGACCGCAGGGCGGUCGACCUGUACGCGCUCAAGCUGGUCGUCGCGACCUACGGCGGCUACGACCAAGUGUGCCGCCAGCGCCGCUGGUCCGAGGUGACGCGCAAGAUCGGCUAUACGGAAGAAGGGUCGGCACACCUCUGCUCGCAGGUCAAGGCGGCUUACGGACGCAUCAUUGAGCCAUACGAGGACUUCCUCCGCAAGGCCAAGGAGCAGGUGCGCCUUGGGCAGACGUCCACCAGCCCUACGGUCGGACAGGGCGUUGCGAUCGGCGGUCCGUACCUGGGCUCCUCGCACUUGGGCGACGCGGCAGUCAAGCUGGCGUCCCCUGCCAUGGACGGCGGCUUCGCCACCGGCACUUCGACCGCACUCCUGGGCACUCCGGAGCCGCAUAGCUCGCACACCGCCGAGCUGCUUGCCGCCGAAGGCCUCGACGAUGGAUCUGGCGCCGGUAAUACGCCCAACGGGGGCAAGCGUCGGAGCUCCCGCAAGCGCGGCGACCCCUCGAGCACGGGCGCCGGCCCCAGCGCGAGGGGCGCCGACACGCCGGCCUCCGGAAGGAAGCGCAAGGCGAGCACCCCAAUCGCGUCUGGCAGCGCCCCGCCCAAGGAAAAGAUCGUGGUGCUGCCCGGCGCCGAGGAGCAGAUGUGCGAGAUCUGCUUCCGCGGCGAGGACGGCAUCAACAUGCUGCUGUGCGACGAGUGCAACCGCGGCUACCACAUGUACUGCCUGCAGCCGCCGCUGACGGCGAUCCCCAAGUCGCAGUGGUUCUGCCCCUCGUGCCUGAUCAGCGUGGGCGGCGACUACGGCUUCCACGACGGCGAGACGCACAGCCUCUAUACUUUCUGGCAGAGGGCCGAGUCGUUCAAGCGGGCGUGGUGGAGCUCCCACCCGGACCGGAUCUGGGACCCGUCGACGGACCCGGAGGCCGACGCCGAUGUCGACGGCGACGCCAUGGAAGUCGACGGAGCUGCGACGGCGCGAAGGACCAACGGGCUGGCCCGUCGCAUCCCGGGCACCGACCUCGUCGCGUCCGAGGACGAUAUCGAGCGCGAGUUUUGGCGCCUGAUGCACAGCCAGGACGAGGUGGUCGAGGUCGAGUACGGCGCCGACGUCCACUCGACGACGCACGGCAGUGCGCUGCCCACGCCCGAGACGCACCCGCUCAGCGCCUACUCCAAGGACGGCUGGAACCUCAACAACCUGCCGAUCCUGCCCGCCUCGCUGCUGCAGUACAUCAAGUCGGACAUUUCGGGCAUGACGGUGCCCUGGAUCUACGUCGGCAUGAUGUUCUCCACCUUCUGCUGGCACAACGAGGACCACUUCACCUACUCGAUCAACUACCAGCACUGGGGCGAGACCAAGACGUGGUACAGCGUGCCCGGCGCCGACGCGGAAAAAUUCGAGGCGGCCAUGCGCAAGGUGGCGCCGGACCUGUUUGAGACGACGCCGGACCUGCUGUUCCACCUGACGACCAUGAUGAGCCCGGAGCGGCUCAAGGCUGAGGGGGUGCGGGUGUUUGCGUGCGACCAGCGGGCCAACGAGUUCGUCAUCACCUUCCCCAAGGCCUACCACAGCGGCUUCAACCAGGGCCUCAACCUCAACGAGGCCGUCAACUUUGCGCUGCCAGACUGGAUCGACUACGGACGCGAGUCCACGGAGCGCUACCAGCUCUUCCGCAAGGGCCCGGUCUUCUCCCACGACCAGCUCCUCGUCACCGUCUCGCAGCAGAACCAGUCGGUCACCACCGCCGUCUGGCUGCAGCACGCGCUCAAGGAGAUGGUUGACCGCGAGCUCGAGCGGCGCGAUGCGCUGCGGCGCGAGGUGCCCGACCUCGUCGAGGUGCUCAAGGAAGACGACUUGCCGGAGAGGGACUACUCGUGCGUGCUCUGCCAGGCAUUCUGCUACCUCAGCCAGGUCGUCAGCGACAACGCCGAGGGCCCCGCCUGCCUGGUCCACGCGUCCGAGGUCUGCCGGGUCGACCCGCCUUCGCAGUGGGUGCUGCGCAAGCGCUUCUCCGACGAGCAGCUGCGCGCCAACCACGAGGCCGUCGCCAAGCGCGCUGCCCUGCCGCGCAACUGGGUCAAGCGGGUCGAAGCCACGCUCGCCACGAGUCCGCGGCCCUCGCUCAAGGUGCUCAGGACGCUGGUGGCCGAGGGCGACAAGCUGCAGGUGCCGCUCAAGCGCCUCGAAACGCUCCGCAGCUUCGUCAACCAGGCCAACGGGUGGAUCGAGCGGGCCAACGUCUUCCUUGUGCGAAAGCACCACAAGCGCCGGACCGACAGCAUGGCGGGCCCGGCGCCUCGCUCCCGCCGGUCGCUGGUGGCAGAGGACGCGACGCCGACGCGGCCGAGUAUCGAGCUGCCCGACGAUGCCGCCAGCGAAGCCGGCGUCGACCGCUCUGCCGAGGCGCUCCUCGCGCUGCUCAAGGAGCUCGAGUCGAUGCACUUUGACUCGCCCGAGAUCGCCGCGCUCCAAACUCUCGCCGAGGAGCUGCGCACGUUCCAGGCCAAGGCGAGCGCCAUCCUCGAGUCUGCGGGCGGAGACACGGUGGGCGGAGACAAGGCGGACGGAGACAAGGCGGACGCCGUCUCGAUGAGGGACUGCGAGGACACUCUGACGCUUGGCCUCGCCCUCAAUGUCGACGCCCCGCAAAUCGAAGAGCUGCGCAGCUUCAUCGAGCGCCGCAAGUGGCUCGAGACGGUGCAGAACCUGCUCGACACCACCUACCUCUACGGCCACGAGGUCCGCGAGCACCUCGACAAAGCAAAGGUGUGCGGCGUCACCCAGGGCCCGCUGUUGCGCGAGCUCGAGCGGCGGUACGAGGACGGGCUGGCCUGGGAUAGCCGCGCCCUGUGCCUGCUGAGCGGCAACGUACCCCUGACGAUGGAGGAGCUCGAAAAGCUGCGAGAUGACUCGCACGACAUCGCCGCCGGCUUCGAGAUGGCCGAGAGGCUCAAUGCGACCAUUCAGAAGGGCAAGGACCUGCAGCAGAAGCUCAACGCCCUCUUCAACGACAGCCAGGUGACGCGGUCCGGCGACGGCGACGAGUUGACCACCUCGCCCUCUGAGGAGUUCCGCCGCGGCCUCUUGCCAGAGGCACGCCGCGUCCUGCGCGCGAGCAAGGCCAACCGGCUGGUGCUGCAGCACUCGGACGAGAUCCAGAUGGCUCUCACCCUCUUUGACGUGUGGCGUGGCGAUCUGCACUCGGACGUCGUCAGCCACUUUGCGCCCCACCGCCGCCUCGGCGACACCGAAAAGCGCGCGGAGCUCGAAAAGCUCGCCGACAAGGUGCACGACGUCACCGCACCCGACGACGAGCAGCCUGACAGCGCCGGUCGUCACUGCGUCUGCCGGAAGGCCGAGGCGCCGGACCUCGACGCUCCCGGCAACGUCCGGUGCAAGGGCUGCGGCGUCGCCUACCACCUCCACUGCCUCAAGAUCCGACAGUCGCUCGUGCCCAGGGGCGGCGAAGACUGGGCGUGCCCGAUCUGCGCGCCCGAGACGCUCGAGAGCGUGGUCAAAGGGCACAAAUCAGUGCCCAUCACGCGGCUCGCCCUGCUGGUCGAGUCGGCAAAGUACUCGCCUGACCGGCUGCGCUUCCCGCCCGCCGAGCUCGACAUUGUCCGUGAGAUGCUCCGGCAGACCCGCAGGCUGCAGCAGGUGGCGCAGGAGUUCAUGGUCACCAGGCCGGACCUGCGCAACCCGGACGUGGCUCGGGUCGCACGCCAUCUGUGCCGGAAGCUGCUCGGCUGCCCCUUCGACCUGUACCUCGCCGAGGGCUCGUUUGCCCUCGACGAGCUGUCGCAAGGGAUCAUCGCGCACGCCCAGCCCGAGGAGCAGCCCGACGACUUCCACGGCAACGCGGCCAACGGCCCGGAGCCGAUCGCCUCGCCCCAUCCGACCGCGACUCCCGCACACGUUCACCACCAAUCGGACCCGCAGCCUCCGCCCGCCACCCCUGCAAGCCUGGAGGCGCCGCAGACGCACGCUUCGCCCUCACUGCCGAUUUCGACACCGCAGCCGCAACCGCAGCCGCAGCCGCAACCGCAACCGCAACCGCAACCGCAACCGCAACCGCAACCGCAGCCGCAGCCGCAGCCGCCGUCGACAGCAGAGAGACCGGACCUCGGCCCACCAGCCACGGCACCCAUCCCGGAGGACGCAUCGUUCGACUUUGGCAGGGACGACGACAUGAUGCCUCCCGACGACUCGAUGGAGCUUUCGAGCUCGAGGAUGCUGACCGACGUGCGCAACGAGGCAUCGACCAGCCGGGCAACCGCCUCGUCGCCGGCCAAGGACGACAAGAAGCGCAAGCGCGGCAAGCGCGCCAAGCUCGUCUUCCGCGAAGAGAUCGGCAUCCGGGCGCACCGUAACGGCAAGCCCAUCUACUGCCUCUGCCACCAGCCGGAGCGCGCCCGGAUGAUUGCGUGCGACAAGUGCCUGCUGUGGUUCCACACCGACUGCGUCGGCCUCGGCGAUCCGCCCGUGUGGGAUGGCGAGGCCUGGAUCUGCCCCAUGUGCUGCAUCAAGGCGGAGCGCAAGUACCCGCAGGCCGAGGUGCGCGUCCGAGACAUUGGCGUCGCGGAAAAGGACCUCUACCUCGACAUCCGAGCCACGCUGCGCUCGACCGAGAGGCCCGUCAGCAAGAUCCAGCCCUGGCCCAUCAGCCCCUACUACGUGCGGAUCGUGCUGCACCUCGAGAGCUUCCAGCCGGCCAUCCAGGCCGACGACGCUCGCGGAGACGCCGGCAAGCGGGCCAGGGUCGACUCCGAGACGCCGGCCCGGCAACGCCUCGCCCUUGGUGCCUCGGAUUCGUCGAGGACGCCGCCCGCCGCGAGCGCCCACGGAAGCUUCCAGGCGACGCCCGGAGCGAGCGGUGCCCCGCAUCCGACGUUCAGCGGCUCCGCCGACGGCAAUCUGUAUCGCCCGUCGUACGACUUUCGCUCGCCGUCGGCGGCGGCCGCCGCCGUGCCCGUAUCGUCGUCGUCGUCGUCGCUGCGCAUGGACGGUCGUCGAUCCGCAUCUGAUGCUCGCGCCCCCGCCCGCCAACCCAGCUACGCUAUGAGCAGCUCGGCCGAGUCCGUCCGCCAGUACCAGAUGGAGGGCAGGCGGUGCCUGUUCCAGCGCGGGGUCAGCGACAUCAUGCUGCAGCGCUACUACGUCGCCUUUGACGGCGUCACGCUCAUCUACGCCUAUCGGGACGCCUACGGCAGCGUCGUCGAGGUGCCGCUGGGCGAGACCAUUGCCCUCGACUACGACGACCCCGACGGCACCCUCUUGAUCCGCUCCGCGAUGGACCGAUUCCACCGCACCACCGCUCCAGCUGCUCAGUCGUCGUACGCCACGGCAUCCAGCUCGCGGGGCCAUGACCCCCCCUACGGCGACACUCGCUACCGCGCCACGCCCGCCUACAACACCAGCGCCUCGGCCGCCCCGGUGGUCAUCCGCGACCGGUACGCCGCCCCUCCGGCGCAGCCGGACAGGACCUACAGCGAGUCGAUGGUGCCGCGCAGUGCCGGCUCGGUGGACCACGAGCGCCACGAACGCCACGAGCGGGUGCCGCUGAUGUCGGCGUCGUCGGCUCCCUACCUUCCGCGCGCCGACGGCGUGUCGUCGAGUCCGGGCCCGAUGCCAACAACCCCGCAGCUGCCCGCCCCACUGGGCCCGCCACGCGCCUCGCCCGCCGUCGCCCGGCAGGCGCCCGCGCCAGCCUCGCCGAGGCGCGAGUCGUCCCGGCCCUACGACGCCGACACGGUCGUUAGCAGCAGCGGCCGCUCAGUCUCUGGCAGGCAGACGCCCCUCCAGCGCGGCGCCUCGCCUUCCCGCACGCUAGAGGCCCUCACACGCCACAGCUCAGCGCCGUCGCCGAACCUUGCCACAAACGGCGUCGCGCCCUCCCCCAUCGCCAGCGCAGGAGGCGCCCCCAACGCCAACGGCAGCGGCAGUGUCCACGGCGACGCAGCACCCUCCCGCGACUCGUCUGACUACCGCAACGCCAGGGCCAUGGCGCAGCGGAUGCGGCCCAGCGCCACCGAGGCCGAGAUCGAGGACAUGGUCCGCAGCUUCCUCUCGACAUCGUCGUCGACGUCGACGACCACGACCAUCUCCUCGCCGCCGCCGCCGGCACAGCGGUGA
Pseudozyma flocculosa PF-1 is the source of this 7005-nucleotide messenger RNA. RefSeq lists its product as uncharacterized. Bases 1 to 7005 code for a protein of 2334 amino acids. Gene Ontology annotation, molecular function: histone demethylase activity; DNA binding. NCBI's taxonomy places the organism in Eukaryota, Fungi, Basidiomycota, Ustilaginomycetes, Ustilaginales, Ustilaginaceae. Gene Ontology annotation, biological process: chromatin remodeling. The transcript has 3 exons. Gene Ontology annotation, cellular component: nucleus. The record is from RefSeq and is a predicted model, not a curated record.